UUGCGACAUUAAGGGCAAAGUACACAGCAUCUCGUCACAAUACCACUUUAUAACUUCAUUUUAAUUACAUCGGAAGUUAUUGUGUUCGCUCAGCAUGUCUGCCGCACAACUUUUGAACCCAAAGGCGGAGUCUAGAGUAUGAAUUUCCCUAUCCAAAUUUGAGGUGCGGCUACUGAUCCGAAGCAGAGAAGAGGGGAAGCUCUGAAAGUCAAUAUCAGUGCAGGUGAAGGUUUACAAGAUGUUUUGAAAUCAAACCUGGGUCCCAUGGGAACCAUCAAAAUGUUAGUUCCAAUCCCGCCUACGAGCCAAAAACAUACUAACGUUUCCAAAGGUUGGUUGACGGUGCUGGUGGAGUAUGAAAUCCUUCUUAUUGCAGCAAAAAUAUCUCUCUAAUUAUCGCAGAUAAAACUUACAAAAGAUGGAAAUGUUCUGUUACGUGAAAUGCAAAUACAAAAUCCUACAGCAGUUAUGAUUGCACGAGCAGCAACCGCACAAGAUGAUAUUUGUGGUGAUGGCACAACCUCAGUUGUUCUCCUCGUAGGAGAGCUUCUGAAACAGGCCGAUAGAUACAUUUCAGAAGGUCUACAUCCCAGAAUUAUCACCGAUGGUUAUGAGAUUGCGAAGACGGAAGCCUUGAAGGUGUGUAGGAUAUCAAGAAUAAGCGGGGUAAUACUGACACUUUGUAGUUCUUGGAUACCUUCAAAAUAGAAAAAGAAGUCGACCGUGAACUUUUACUUUGCGUUGCACGAACCUCCCUUUCUACAAAACUUAACCACACUUUGGCAGAAAAGCUCACACCUGAUAUCGUCGAUGCGGUUCUAGCCAUCUACCAAGCCCCAGCGAAACCUGAUCUCCACAUGGUCGAAAUUAUGAAGAUGCAACACAGAACCGCCUCCGAAACCCAGUUGAUUCGAGGUCUUGCUUUAGAUCAUGGUGCUAGACAUCCAGAUAUGCCAAAAAAGGUCGAAAACGCAUUUAUUCUCAGCUUGAAUGUCAGUUUGGAGUACGAGAAAUCCGAAAUUAACUCUGGGUUCUAUUAUUCGAGUGCGGAACAAAGAGAUAAGCUCGUGGAGAGCGAACGCCGCUUCGUUGACGAAAAACUGCGAAAAAUCGUUGAGUUAAAGAAGGAAGUCUGUGGAAAUGAUCCUAAGAAGGGAUUCGUGAUUAUCAACCAGAAGGGUAUCGAUCCAUUAUCACUCGAUGUCUUGGUCAAGAACGGAAUCUUUGCUCUGAGAAGAGCUAAGCGAAGAAACAUGGAAAGAUUACAAUUAAUUUGUGGUGGUACAGCACAGAAUAGUGUGGAUGACUUAACCCCUGAGAUCCUUGGUUGGGCCGGAAAUGUUUAUGAGCAUCAAUUGGGAGAGGAGAAAUACACCUUCAUCGAGGAUGUAAAGGAGCCAAAAUCCGUGACCCUUCUCAUCAAGGGACCAAAUCAACACACCAUUACUCAGAUCACUGAUGCCGUCCGUGACGGACUGCGAAGUGUUUACAACAUGAUUGUAGACAAGAGCGUUGUACCUGGAGGUGGUGCUUUCCAGGUUGCUUGCGCAGCACAUUUGAACAGCGAAUCUUUCCGCAAGACUGUUAAGGGUAAGGCAAAGUGGGGUGUUCAAGCUUUUGCUGAUGCUCUUCUCGUCAUUCCCAAAACUUUGGCAGCAAAUGCCGGUCAUGAUAUUCAGGAUUCGCGUAAGACCACCUUCCCGCCCAAGUCUAAUAUUUAUCUUACUAAUACGUAUCACAGUUGCUAGGUUACAGGACGAACAAGUAGAAGGCAAUAUUGUUGGCCUUGAUCUUAAGACUGGUGAACCUAUGGAUCCAGUCUUAGAGGGUGUAUAUGACUCUUUCCGUGUACUAAGGAAUUGUGUUGCAUCGAGUUCCGGUAUUGCUUCCAAUCUUUUACUCUGUGAUGAAUUGCUCAAGGCACGUCAAAUGGGUAGACAAAAAGGACCGGGUGAUAUGGAUGGAUAAAGUCAUGAAUUAAGAAGCAUAAUGAUUAUUUGUAACGACUUUAUUAGGAAGGUGGGCAAAAUACAUGCAUGAUAUUUUGAUAGGCGUGCUUCUCAUUCUUUAGGAUGUAACUCUGUACAACACUGUCAUAUCUAGAGAGCUUAUGUAACAUGUCUUACAAAUUCAGAUUCCGCCAGUCUAUAUAAACUCUGUACUAUUUUUAUAUUAACUU
This is a messenger RNA of Sclerotinia trifoliorum, 2179 nucleotides long. Lineage: Eukaryota; Fungi; Ascomycota; Leotiomycetes; Helotiales; Sclerotiniaceae. The record is from the annotation of a GenBank genome assembly.